AUGUCGACUGCAGGGAUGAAGAAUAACCGGAAACGAUACAAUAUUAUCUUCGUCCACCCCGACCUCGGCAUUGGCGGCGCAGAACGCCUGAUCCUCGACGCUGCGCUUUCCCUCCAAGCCCUCGGCCACAAGAUAACCAUCUACACCUCCCACCGAGACAAGAGCCAUUGCUUCGAUGAAGCUCGCGAUGGAACACUGGACGUGCGCGUACACGGCGACAAGCUGUUUCCAGCACAUAUCAAGGGCCGAUUCCAUGUGCUGAUGGCCAUACUACGCCAGCUCAGUCUGGUCUACUACCUCUCCGAAAGCACGAGUACCAACGAAGACGAAGACGAAGACGACGUAUUCAUAGUCGACCAGGUUCCGGCCUGCGUUCCUGUCCUUCGAGUAUUACGAGAUAUAACGAGCCGGAAACCACGGAAGAAGAAACAACGGACUCUAUUCUACUGUCAUUUCCCUGACCAGUUACUUGCGCGGCGAGGGGAAGGGGGCCUAGCAUUGAGAGCUCUGAAGAUGCUAUACCGUUUCCCAUUCGACUGGUUCGAGGGUUGGGCUAUGAACGGCGCAGAUAGAAUUGUAGUCAAUUCCCGGUUUACCAAGGGAGUAGUGCGGGAGGUAUUUGGGAAUACUGGGAGAGAUGUACAGGUUGUUUAUCCAUGUGUGGACACGAAGAGAAAGGAAACAUCAGAUGUGCUAAAGAUCGAUCAUGGAGAGCUAUGGGGUGGGUUGAAGAUACUGUUGAGCAUUAAUCGGUUUGAGAGGAAGAAGAAUAUCGAGCUUGCGAUACGCGCUUAUCAUGGCAUCGCGGAGGCGGACAGAAAAGGCACUAGGCUGGUGAUUGCUGGUGGCUAUGAUAAUCGAGUAUCUGAAAACGUACAGUAUCAUAAAGAGCUAGAUGCGCUUGCAACUCAACUCGGUUUCCAAACAGCUACCUCUCAAACAGUCGUAUCAGCCAUGUCUGUCCCAGACUCGAUAAAUGUUCUGUUCCUCCUCUCCGUCCCGUCCGCAUUUAAAGAAACGUUGCUCUCCUCCUCGAGCUUGCUGCUAUACACCCCAUCGUACGAACACUUCGGUAUUGUCCCCGUGGAGGCAAUGUAUGCUGGCCUACCGGUUCUUGCAGAUAACACUGGCGGGCCCCUAGAGACCAUCGUCGAGGGGAAAACCGGCUGGCUCAGAUCAUCGAAGGAGAUCUCAGGCUGGACAGAGGUCAUCAACUAUGUUCUGCAGCGUAUGUUGACGGCGGAGCGUCUUGAAAUGGCCAACUAUGCAAAGCAGCGGGUUGAAAAGGAAUUCUCCCUCCACGCCAUGGGCGAGAGACUCCAAGAUCAAAUUGACGAGAUGGUCCAAGCCGAAUCUCGCGCAUUUCUCCCACUUGGGGCAAUGCUUGGACUUGGCCUUGUCCUCGGCGUGGUAUCUGCACUUCUCAUCUGGCUGGCCAUGAGUUGA
Molecule: messenger RNA, 1446 nt
Organism: Nannizzia gypsea CBS 118893
Lineage: Eukaryota; Fungi; Ascomycota; Eurotiomycetes; Onygenales; Arthrodermataceae
Product: alpha-1,3-mannosyltransferase alg-2
Exons: 2
Coding region: 1-1446 (481 amino acids)
Molecular function (GO): GDP-Man:Man(1)GlcNAc(2)-PP-Dol alpha-1,3-mannosyltransferase activity; alpha-1,3-mannosyltransferase activity
Source: RefSeq, a predicted model, not a curated record